Molecule: messenger RNA, 6292 nt
Organism: Larimichthys crocea (large yellow croaker)
Lineage: Eukaryota; Metazoa; Chordata; Actinopteri; Sciaenidae
Product: microtubule-associated serine/threonine-protein kinase 1
Exons: 27
Coding region: 99-5138 (1679 amino acids)
Biological process (GO): cytoskeleton organization; peptidyl-serine phosphorylation; intracellular signal transduction
Molecular function (GO): protein binding; protein serine/threonine kinase activity; ATP binding
Source: RefSeq, a predicted model, not a curated record
ACUGCAAAAAAACAAAAAACAAACACACAGAGCUUAGUGAAGUAGGUGGAGGAGUCCAGGUGGGGAAACCCCCCUCUCCAACACCUCCUCAUUACGCCAUGGAUGACUCGGGGAUAAUCCGGCGCAGGAGGCUUCAGAAGGAUUUACCACUGCCUCGCAAGAACAGCAGUUGUCGGACAAGCAACAGGAAGAGUCUGAUCCUGACCACCACGUCUCCCACGCUGCCUCGCCCACACUCCCCUCUUCCUCUGCCCGGACACCUCGCAGGAAGCAGCCCUCUGGACAGCCCACGAAACUUCUCUCCAAGCAACCCGGCUCACUUCUCGUUUGCCUCCUCCAGAAGAGCCGACGGACGACGAUGGUCUUUAGCAUCUUUGCCCUCUUCUGGAUAUGGCACUAACACUCCCAGCUCAACGUCCUCCAGCUCUUCUCAGGAGCGACUGCACCAGCUGCCCUUCCAGCCCACCAUGGAUGAGCUCCAUUUCUUAUCCAAACACUUCGGCAGCACCGAGAGCAUCACGGACGAUGACGGAGGCCGCUCAUCGCCCCACAUGCGCCCACGCUCCCGCAGUCUCAGCCCGGGACGUUCCUCCUCCUGCUACGACAAUGAGAUAGUGAUGAUGAACCAUGUGUACAAAGAGCGCUUCCCAAAGGCCACGGCACAGAUGGAAGGGAGGCUAGCCGAGUUCAUCCAGGCGUUCUCUCCGGAAAACGUUCUUCCGCUGGCCGACGGCGUCCUCAGCUUCAUUCACCACCAGAUAGCCGAGCUGUCCAGGGACUGCCUGGCCAAAGCUCGCGAGGGCCUCAUCACCUCCGUCUACUUCUUUGAGCUGCAGGAGAACCUGGAGAAGCUCCUCAAUGAUGCCUUUGAGCGCUCGGAGAGCUCUGAAGUCGCCUUCGUCACCGAGCUGGCAAAGAAGCUUCUCAUCAUCAUCUCCAGACCUGCCAGGCUCCUGGAGUGUCUGGAGUUUAAUCCGGAGGAGUUCUACCAUCUGCUGGAGGCGGCAGAGGACCACGCCAAGGAGGGUCACCUGAUGAAAACAGACAUUCCUCGUUACAUUAUCAGCCAGCUCGGACUGACCAGAGACCCGAUUGAAGAGAUGGUCAACCUCGACAGUUACGACAGCGAGGGGCCGUUAACACCUGAAACCGAUGACUCGACGGAGGGUAAGAUCAGGGCAAUGAAGCCACCAGGAGAAGCCGACUUCCAGACCAUCAAGCUGAUCAGUAACGGGGCGUACGGUGCCGUGUACCUGGUGCGUCACCUGGAGACACGUCAGCGAUUUGCCAUGAAGAAGAUUAACAAGCAAAACCUGAUACUGAGGAACCAAAUCGAGCAGGCCUUCGUGGAAAGAGACAUCCUUACCUUCGCUGAGAAUCCCUUUGUCGUGUCCAUGUUCUGCUCCUUCGAAACCCGUCGGCACCUCUGCAUGGUCAUGGAGUACGUAGAAGGUGGAGACUGUGCCACUCUGCUGAAGAACAUCGGGGCUCUGCCGGUGGAGAUGGCUCGGAUGUAUUUCGCAGAGACCGUCCUCGCGCUGGAGUACUUGCACAACUAUGGCAUCGUGCACCGUGACCUCAAGCCUGACAACCUCUUGAUUACAUCAAUGGGUCACAUCAAGCUCACGGACUUUGGUCUUUCUAAGAUGGGUCUCAUGAGUCUGACCACCAACUUGUAUGAAGGACACAUAGAGAAGGAUACUCGGGAGUUCUUGGACAAACAGGUGUGUGGGACUCCAGAGUACAUCGCCCCGGAGGUCAUUCUCCGUCAAGGUUACGGGAAGCCGGUGGACUGGUGGGCUAUGGGCAUCAUCCUGUACGAGUUCCUGGUGGGCUGCGUGCCUUUCUUUGGAGACACUCCUGAGGAGCUGUUUGGACAGGUCAUCACAGAUGACAUAGUUUGGCCUGAAGGAGAUGAGGCUCUCCCUGUUGACGCCCAGCACCUGAUCUCCUCCCUUCUGCAGACGAAUCCACUGGUUCGACUGGGCACAGGUGGUGCUUUUGAAGUGAAGCAGCACUCAUUCUUCACAGAGGUGAACUGGAACAGUGUGCUGAGGCAGAAGGCAGAGUUCAUUCCUCACCUGGAGUCCGAGGAAGACACCAGUUAUUUUGACACCCGAUCCGAGCGCUACCAUCAUGUGCAGUCAUACGACGAGGACGAUACCAAUGAUGACGAGCCUGUGGAGAUACAUCGCUUCUCAUCCUGCUCCCCACGUUUCAGCAAGGUGUACAGCAGCAUGGAGCAUCUGUCCCAGCUCGAGCAUAAACCCCCUGGAGUGACUCUACGAGAGCACAAAGUCCCCAGGGAGGAUCGAAAGGCGAAGAGAGAAAGUCUGGGCAGCCUCACACUUAGGGACAAGAGUUGGAGGACCGGAUCGCCUGAAAUGAAGCGCUUGUCCUGCUCUGAGACCUCCUUCACCGAAAGCGACUCCAGCCCACCGUCCGGUGCCCGAAGACGCUUCUCUGCCCUCAUGGAUACUCACCGCCUGGCCUCUCCUCUGGAAGUCGACUCUGAGCUACCCUCUGUCCCUACCAGGCAGCCUCCAGUGAAGGCCAGAGGGGCUUCCCUGGAAGGAGCCAUGGGUACCGUCGCCUCUCAAGGCGAUUUGAGACCAUUCCUUAAAGAUAGCAACGGUCACACAGCUGGAGAUAAGCAUUUGAGGCCGGCUGAUGCUUCGUUGCCUCUACCGAGCAGUGCUACUGUUCUGGGCCUCCCAGAUACACAGGCGGCCCGUGGGGCCACCACCGACCUAGUGCUGAGGAGGGUUCGCCACCAGCAGCUCUCAGCUGAAGGAGAGAAACGUAGCUCACGACCAGGAACCAAAGUUAUCAAAUCUGCUUCUGCUACCGCAUUGUCUGUCAUCAUCCCUGCAGUGGAGCAACAUGGUGCCUCCCCUCUAGCGAGCCCCAUGUCUCCUCGCUCCCUCUCGUCCAACCCGUCCUCCCGUGACUCUUCUCCAAGCAGAGACUACUCUCCCAUGGUCAACGUCUUGCAUUCUCCGAUCACCAUCCACCGCUCGGGGAAGAAGUAUGGCUUCACUCUCCGAGCCAUCAGAGUCUACAUGGGAGACAGUGACGUCUACAGCGUACAUCACAUGGUCUGGCAUGUGGAGGAUGGAGGUCCUGCCCAGGACGCUGGACUGAGUGCUGGUGACCUCAUCACUCACGUAAACGGGGAGUCAGUUCAUGGUCUGGUCCAUACGGAGGUGGUGGAGCUCAUUCUGAAGAGUGGAAGCAAGGUGACGGUUACAACUACUCCAUUUGAGAACACCUCGAUAAAAGUCGGUCCUGCUCGCAAGUCCAGCUACAAAUCCAAGAUGGCACGACGGAGCAAAAGGAUGGGAGCAAAGGAGGGACAAGAUAAGAAGCGCAGUUCCCUGUUCAGGAAAAUCACCAAACAGUCCAACCUGCUCCACACCAGCCGGAGCCUCUCCUCUUUGAAUCGCUCUCUGUCGUCUGGAGAUAGCCUCCCAGGCUCCCCCACCCACAGCCUCACCGCCCGCUCGCCUACCCAGAGUUACCGUUCCAAUCUUGAAUCCCCUUACCUCGGCACCUCCUCCCAGAGCAGCUCUCCAGCCUCCAGCACCCCGAACUCCCCAGCAGCCUCUCACCACAUGAGGCCCAGCUCCCUGCACGGCCUGUCUCCCAAACUUCACCGCCAAUACCGCUCUGCUCGCUGCAAAUCUGCCGGCAACAUCCCGUUAUCUCCUCUGGCUCACACGCCCUCCCCGACCACCUCCUCCCCUCCACCUCUGAGUGGCCACACAGUUGGGAGCUCCAACACCACACAGAUGUUUCCCGCCAAGCUGCACUCCUCGCCUCCUGUUGCCCGCCCUCGUCCUAAAAGUGCAGAGCCGCCGAGGUCCCCCCUGCUGCAGCGGGUGCAGUCCGCGGAAAAGCUGGGAGCGCCGAUGCUCCCUUCUUCCUCUUCUUCAUCAUCGUCGCCUUCUCCUCUGACAGGAGUGUCGUUACGCAAGCAUAGCCUGGAGGUGGCACAUGGGGACUACCGGAGAGAAUCCUUCCACUGUGAGCACAGCCUACAAAGUCUGCUAGAGAUGGAAGGAGAGAACGGACCUGCUCCCCCGUCUCCUUCAUCGUCUUCCUCCCCUUCUCCUCCGAUGGGAGGAGAGAUCGGAGGCAUGAAGCCUGUGAGGAGGCUGGGAAGGCAGGAGUCACCGCUCAGCCGUGACACACUGGUCCCAGCAAAGGAGAAAGACACCCAAACCACUACAGCGUCUGAGAGUGUAGCUACUAUAACUGAGUCCAAGACCGAUGCUGUUGUCGCAGGUAAAACAUUAUCCAGUGCGGAGGUCCAAAAGAAGAGCGCAAGUGUAGCUGCAGUGGACACAAAGCCCAGUCCAGCACCGGUUUCAUCCACUACAGAGGUCAAACCAAGCCCAGGUGACAAACCUCAAGCUCUUGAGGUCUCCAAGGGUAAAGUCAGCGAGAAGCUCUCAACACCGGGCACAGCGAAGGUAGUCCAACAAGCAACAAGCAAGCAGCAGAGUGCACAGACAAGUCCAGACAGUGGACCUGCAACUAAACCUCCAGAGAAGACUGAGGAGAAGGUGAAAGGCACUGCAGGUACAGACAAAGGCAAGGUACCAUCUGCAGAGCAGUCCAAGCCACGGAAAGGCACCGAGGCAGGAGAUAAAGGAGGCAGCGAUAAAGCAGCCGAGACAACCAAAGUCAAAGGACCUGCACCUCCAAUCCCCACCCAGGUUCAAAGCCAGGCUGCAGCUGCUGCCAGAUCCAAAGCGGAGAAGGUAUCAACCAGCUACCGUGGGGCCAAAGAGGAGAAGGCCCAUCUGGAAGUCCUGGAAGAAAACCCCAUGUCUCCGUCCUCCAGCGCAGCUUCACCCAGCUCGAGCAAGUCUCGCCCGAUGUCUCCAGGCGACAAAUCCAGCUUUGUGACGCAGCUCACGAGCGUAGCCAAGACGGUGCUCGGGCCUAUGAAGGUCGGAUCGCAAGAGGGGGCGAAGGUCAAAGACACGUCGGCGAAGUCAGGCGAGGAGAAGCGAGGGAGUGCCGGAAAACCGGAGGCUUCGUCCGGGAGCGGGCGUCGGGGCGCGCAGAUGUCGACCUCGACAGUCCAGUCUGAUAAAGGAAGCAGUCGGAGCUCCAAACAUCACUCGUGAUACGAGAAAACAGUCGGACUCUCCCAUGUAAUGCCUUUUACUGUAGCAUCACACUGACAUAUCAUGACUUUGAACGAAGGGAGACGUGAAUGCCUGAAGAAAUAACACCAAAUAGACGACAUAAGAUGUGAACAAAGAUGGUAUCAUAACGUAGGCCUGUGUAUGUACUCUGUGUUCAUCACAUUAUGUUGUGUAUAUAUAUACAUAUAUAAAAAGAAAAUGUCUUAAUGCAUGUCUGACACUGUACAUGGCAAAUGAGAGAAUAUUUAAAAUAGAAGAUGAAGAUUAUAAAGCAGAGGUGGCGAACACUGUGAACAACUUUUCAACCCCGACCAAGACAGGCAAACGACGCGUAGACGAAACGGGCAUUACAUGUCAGAUCAGCUCCGGUGCCAUCUUUUAGUUACUAAACGAGUUCAUGUAGAGAAGAACGACGUGGAAAACCAAGAUACCAAAACGUUUGCAGAGAGGGUGAAUCGGAUCUGUUUAAGGGCUGAAUUGAAAGAGGUAGAUUAGGAUGAACUUGCACAGGGACACUAUGCAAUGUGCUGAUAACGCAACUUUUGUGUUUUUUUUGUGUUUAUAUUUUGGUGUCCCCCAAAUUUACUAAGUUUACAUCGUGCUCCCGACAAGAAGAGAAGAAAUGGUUGCAAUAAGUCGAGCAAACAGGUUUUCUGUCGAUCGUAGUGAAACGUGCAAUGAUAUAUAUUUUAGAUUAUCGUGUGUUCGGAGUGAGAUAAAUAAUGAAAGUAGCACUUAGAGGAGAGUCUUUUUAUUUCUGUGUAUGCAGACGUGUGGUGUAUCGUGUAAUGUUACGUGUGAAGACAAAGUGCCAGUCUUUUUAUUUAUUUAUUUAUUUAUUUAUUUAUUUAUUUAUUUAGUUUGUUUACACUUUAAUGUAUGAAUAAUAUGCAAUCCAACAGUGCCCGGUUCCAUAAAACUGAGCACCGUUUUAUCAGUGAUAAUAGUAGUAGAUGAUACACAAAGCCAGGAGUAGAUAUGUGGUGAGGUCUUUGUUUGUGUGUAUUUACAUAAAAAUGUUCAGGCUAAGUCCUGUCUUAGACCGCCACCUUGUGGACGACAUGACAGCAAAAAGUCCUGAAUAAAGCUGGGUAAUCUUUCCAUUUCAUACAUUAUUAUUCUGAUGCAUUAUU